Auanema sp. JU1783 is the source of this 1650-nucleotide messenger RNA. The record is from the annotation of a GenBank genome assembly. Lineage: Eukaryota; Metazoa; Nematoda; Chromadorea; Rhabditida; Rhabditidae.
AUGAAGGACAGUUUGGGUGACAAUUCAUUCAUCGACAAUAUCACUUCGACAACAUUGGCGAGUAUGCUCACUUCAAAUGUAUCUCAUGCCAUUCCAUGGCUCGACCGUAUAUUCUCUAAUACAUCAUUAGGUCAUCGUUUAUUAGAAAGGAUGACGUUAACUAAUCUCCGACAUGCCUUUUACCUUAUAUCUCCAUAUGAGACAGCUGUUGAAUCUCUUGAUCAAGUGCCAAACUAUAAUGUAGAAGUAUCAGCAUGGUGGAUAACAUUCAUCAUCAUUGAGUUUAUCAUAUUAGCUGUAUCGGGUCAUCAUGACAAGUUUGCUAUGAAUGAUUCUAUAACAUCUAUAUGUGCUGGUAUGCUUAGUCAGUGUUUCAAAUUUGGAGGAAGAACAGUUGCCAUAUUUCUUUAUGUCUAUGUAUGGAAUACAUUUCGUCUGUUGGAGCUGCCGUGGGACUCACCAUGGACAUGGAUCUUAUGCUUAUUCUUUCAAGAUCUUAUGUACUAUUUUGGACAUCGUGCUGUACAUGAAGCUGGAUUCUUCUGGGGGUUACAUACCAUACACCAUAGUUCCGAAUACUAUAACUUCUCAACGGCUUUAAGGCAAGCUGCAAUACAGGAUGCUGGUUUAGCUAUCUAUGACGUUAUUCAGGCUUUCUUCAUUCCGCCUCCUAUAUUCCUGGUUCACCGGUAUUUUAGUGAAAUUUUUCAAUUUAUAAUGCACACAAGUCUGAUUGGUAGUAUGGGUCCGUUAGGCUUUGUCUUCAAUACACCCUCUCAUCAUCGGGUUCACCAUGGACGUAAUCCUUACUGUAUUGAUAAGAACUAUGGUGGAGUAUUCAUAAUAUGGGAUAAGAUGUUUGGAACGUUUGAAGCAGAACGAGAGGAUGACCCACCAGUUUACGGAUUAGUGACGAAUGAGGACUCCUUCAAUCAAUUACAUCUUCAAUUCCAUACCAUAUGGGAUAUUCUAUUGUUCAAAGGACAGAUGAAAGAUAAAGAAGGACAUCCUAUAUUCCCGGGUGUUAAGAACAAAAUCAAAGCUGCUUUAUAUCCACCUGGAUGGAUGCCCAAUGUGCCAAUCAUACCAUUCUUCCAUUGGAUGAGCAUGGUUGAUCCAAAGCACGGUGUACCCGAGCCUGAGAAACCAGUAGUCAAAUACAACCCAUUGGUUGAACUAUGGAAAAGGAUAUACAUAAUGAGUCAUUUCUGCCUCUUCUUGGCAAUCUUUUUCCACUUUGAAUAUGAUCGUUCUCAUCUUGGGUACAUCGACUUCAGUCUUAAGAUAGCCUUCUUCCUAUUGACCAUGCAGUGCUUUGGAGCAUUCUUUGACAAGCGAUGGUAUGCACCAUACUUGGAAAUAACAAGAUGCUUAGGAGUUCUGGGCUUCUAUGCUGUCCUUAUACUAGAUCAUAUAGGACCAGGACCACAUAGACUCUUUAUGAUAUCAUUCCAUGCCAUAUCCCUUGUUAUUUGGAUCGGAUAUCUUAUACAGCAAAAAUGGACUUCAAUGAACAAGUCAUCGAAAGUUGCACAAGUAUCCGAAAAAGCAGUCAGCAUAUCCAUGAUCUCUUCCAACUUGCCAGAUUUAAAAGUUAAGGAUUUCACACGUAAAUCCAUUGCCGAACCAUCAUCUCACUCCCAUUUGUAA